Boleophthalmus pectinirostris (great blue-spotted mudskipper) is the source of this 1385-nucleotide messenger RNA. It is a transcript of the gene pold4, whose product is annotated as DNA polymerase delta 4, accessory subunit. The coding region runs from base 143 to 466 and encodes 107 amino acids. Gene Ontology annotation, cellular component: delta DNA polymerase complex. Lineage: Eukaryota; Metazoa; Chordata; Actinopteri; Gobiiformes; Gobiidae. The record is from RefSeq and is a predicted model, not a curated record. Gene Ontology annotation, biological process: DNA-templated DNA replication; DNA synthesis involved in DNA repair. Gene Ontology annotation, molecular function: DNA-directed DNA polymerase activity. The transcript is spliced from 5 exons.
CUCUUUUCUUAACAGCGACAGAGGAAGAACCACUAUUGUUUUUAUCGACAGUUGCAGCAGGCUGUCCACGAAAAUAUCACUUUUUAAACAACAAAAUCCUCCUUUAUUUUUCUUUUAACCUGCAGUCAAAAGGUUGGGCAGAAUGACGACCAAGCGCAGGCUGAUCACAGACUCAUACAGAGUGGUGAAGAAAGAGAGAAGAGGAGGAAAACGACAGAGGAGCCCCACUCCUCCCCCCACCCCAGAACAAAUAGAAAGUGAAGCUCGUCAAGAGGAUCUGCAGAGACUCAAACAGUUUGAUCUGGACUGGAGAUUUGGGCCCUGCACAGGAAUCAGUCGCCUGCAGAGGUGGGAGAGGGCCCAGCUCCACGGCUUGAAUCCUCCACAAGAGAUCAAGGAGCUUCUGCUGCAAAGCGCACAAGACCUUGAGCUCACAGACAGUUUGUGGCGUGAAUAUCCGUUUUAAAGAAGACACUACAAAGUUUUCCAUCUUCAAAUAAGGGAAUGUAAGACAUGUACUACAUUGCUUAUAAUGCAAUGCAACUACAUCAUGCACAUCUAUCCGAGUAUAACUUGAGUAUUACUUGAGUAUAACUUGAAAUAAUGGGGUUUGUUGACCAUUUUUAUAUUGACAUUUAACCCUCUAGGUUUUAGACAAGUUUUUUAUUAUGCUACUUUUAUAACUGUUCUUUGUAUUUUAAAGACAUUCAUUACUACAUGUCUUACUCUUUUAAUAUGUUAUUAUCUACCAUUAUAACUUUAUUUUACAUGAAUGACUCUUUAUUUGGGUGGUAUACUUUAGUGUGUGUCCAGAAAAUUAUGUAAUGUUUUGCUUUUUAUUGCUAUAGUAUUCUUAUAUAAAACAUGUUGUAUCCUUGUUUUGGUAACUUAAAAAUAAAAUAAUAUAUAAAAAGUGGUUUUGCCAAAUUCUACAAAUCCUUGUAAUGUGAAAAGACCGGCCUACAUGUGUUACAUUAGUUCCUACAAUAUACAGAAGUAUAUUGUAUUUCAUAUUUAUUACAGUUUUUAGGAAGUAAUUUACUGAGAUUAAUUUGCAUUUUAAUGAAGAUUUAUGCAUUUUGACCAAAAAUAAACUAAUCUGCCAUUGAUGUCAUAUUAAUUAUGUCUUACUGGCUAUACGCAGAUCAUGAUGCUUACCGACAGAGGGGAUGCAUGAUCAAAGCUGCUUCAACUACAUGUAAUCUGAAUGUUAACAAUAAUUUAAUAUUUUUCUUAUUCAGCCCUAUUUUGGGCUUCCUUUAAAUUACCAAUGUGACAAACUAUUGUAACUCUAAAAUUUCACAUCACAAUGGACAUGAGAUUACCUCCAAAGCAAUUUUGUUUAGCCAAUAAUAUAUCAAUAAAAAUGAAUUAAACUGUCUUUA